AUGAACAAGAGUCUGAGGCAGCCCAGCAAACCAACCUUGCUAACAUCACCGUUUGCUGCCUUCACCAUCCAUGAACUUGGUCUUGUAUUCGAGGUUGACUCAAUGGAGUUGACAGUUUUCCAUCUGAAGUCUGGUCCCUGGACAAAAGACCCUGAGUAUGUGACAGUUCACAUGGAUUAUCUGAGGACCUAUUUUUGGCAGAAUUUAGAAGAGACCAUUAACGAACUGAAUGCAACCAGGAAUGGGCUGUCAGCUGCCGAAGAUAAUCUGAAGGAGACCAAAGAAGAAAUGGAGAACUAUAGACAACAAGUGGAAGACAUGCAACAUCAGCUUUCAGAGGCGGAGUUCACCUUCCAAGGCCAGAUGGCAGUGCAGGAGAGGAAUGCUGUGGCUAACUGGAUGAGGGCUCAGGAUUGGGAGAGGAGGAGAGUGCAGCAGAGCAGGGAGAACGCCUACCUGAAACACAGACUGCGCAUGAUGGAAAGGGAGAUGCUGCCUGUGGGACCCACGCAGUGCAGACUGAUGCCGGGAAGGCCUGAGUUCCAGAAGCCUCUGUGGCAAGCACCUAGACCGGUUCCCAGGAUGAACAGCCACACCGGCCCUCAAAAGGGCCCAGAGAUGCCUACGGUCGGUACAGGUGUGGGAGUGCUUCCUCAUAGCCCAGGGCCCCUCCGUAUGCCCUACCACGUGGGGCGGAAUAUACCAGGCUUUCCUCCUCCUCCUCCACCUCCACACUGGGGGACCUGGGGGCCUCAGCCCCACCUCGUUCCUCCACCACACGGGCUUCCUUUCCACUCAGAAGCCUGUGGAGCUCCAUGGGACAAUAGCAGCGCUGUGCCCAAGAAGGUCCCAGAGGAGAACCAAGCUAAUCAUUUUGUAAAUUGAAGACUUCCUUGACCUCCAACAACCAGGCUCCAAUGAUUUUUUAUUUAGUAAAAAUAUGAAUGCUUUCUUCCUGGUGGUCUGAGUGCUUUCCCUGCCCAUCCUCUCCCCUGUGCUUCGUCUCUCCUGGUAUCGCCCCCAAUAAACCGUUCACGGUCCUGU
Molecule: messenger RNA, 1044 nt
Organism: Mustela lutreola (European mink)
Lineage: Eukaryota; Metazoa; Chordata; Mammalia; Carnivora; Mustelidae
Product: transport and Golgi organization protein 1 homolog
Exons: 10
Coding region: 1-885 (294 amino acids)
Source: RefSeq, a predicted model, not a curated record